This is a messenger RNA of Bufo gargarizans (Asiatic toad), 1160 nucleotides long. RefSeq names its product mono-ADP ribosylhydrolase 1 (gene MACROD1). NCBI's taxonomy places the organism in Eukaryota, Metazoa, Chordata, Amphibia, Anura, Bufonidae. Gene Ontology annotation, cellular component: nucleoplasm. Gene Ontology annotation, biological process: peptidyl-glutamate ADP-deribosylation; DNA damage response; purine nucleoside metabolic process. The transcript has 11 exons. Gene Ontology annotation, molecular function: ADP-ribosylglutamate-[protein] hydrolase activity. The record is from RefSeq and is a predicted model, not a curated record. The coding region runs from base 173 to 910 and encodes 245 amino acids.
GACUAGUACCGUGCUCCGACAACGCGGGCUCCGCUCCCUGUGGCACUGUUACACAGUGGACGCAGUCCUACGCAUAGCUCAGGAUCCCUGCUCUUUGCUCUCCUGUUAUCAGGCGCUGCACCCCCAGUCCCGCUGCUUCACGACGAGGCCACUGACUUCUUCUGCUUGCACCAUGGCCGGGAAGAUUGACCUGAACUCUCCCUCCACCAGCUGGAAAGAGGCUAAAACUUUCCUGAAGAGUCUCAACAGUAAGCAGAGACGUGAAUAUUACUCUGUGAAAGAUUUUGUCAAGCUGAAGGAGAUCCCAGCAUGGAAAGACACAGCAAAAAAGGCUCGAGCCAGACAGCCUGAAGAAGUCAAGUUCCCAAAGAGCAAAGAUCUGAACGAGAAGAUUUCUCUUGUCAGAGGGGACAUCACUAAACUAGAGGUAGAUGCUAUUGUUAAUACAGCAAACAGUACUCUUCUGGGAGGAGGAGGAGUGGAUGGAUGUGUACAUCAGGCAGCAGGCCCACUCCUGAAGCUUGAAUGCAGCUCUCUAGGGGGCUGUGAGACAGGACAAGCCAAAAUGACGUGGGGCUACCGUCUACCUGCCAAGUAUGUCAUUCAUACCGUGGGGCCUGUGGCACAAGGUCAUCCAAGUCCCAGCCAGAAGGAGGAGCUGAUGAACUGCUACAAGAACAGUAUGAACCUGGCAUCUGAGAGCAAGCUGCGCACUGUGGCAUUUCCAUGCAUCUCAACUGGUGUCUUCGGAUACCCUGCUGAGGAGGCUGCUGAAGUGGCGCUGGGAUCUAUUAGGAGCUAUCUGGAGGAGAAAAAAGACAAGUUUGACCGUAUCAUAAUCUGUGUCUUCCUGGAGAAAGAUGAAGAGAUUUAUCUCAAGAAGCUACCAGAAUAUUUUCCCUUCGAGUAGCACAGAAGAUGCCCUCUGUGUGCGGGACCGGGCGGAAGUGUCCUGUAAGCUAUAGGCUUGUGUGUGGAGACUGAUCAAGUAUAGAAGAUUCCCCUCUCUCUGUUGCAUGCAUGGUUUUCUAUUCCUGUCGUAUCAAUGAAAUCAAUGCCUUAAUAGUGUGAUUAUUUGCCCCAUUCAGAAGGCAGCAGAAAGGAUAAAAGAGAGAAGUACUGCCCUAAUGAUUUCAUUAAAAGCUAAGCUUAAAACCAUU